GCCCAGCAAGUAUCUGUUGCACCUCCCCUACACAAAGACCCCGCCUGCUCCGUCCUUCAGAAAUCAGACCUACAACAAAAUUACAGGUGGAUCUGGUGGCGAGUAUAUAUCGCGCUUAGUUGGCUCUAUUUAUAUUUGCAUUGGACGAAAAAAACGGACGAUCUGAGCAAAAAUGUCUUUGGCUAAGGAUCUGAUGCACCCUAGCUUUACAGAGGAGAGGAGGAGACAUAAGAAGAAGAGGCUGGUGCAGAGUCCAAACUCUUACUUUAUGGAUGUUAAAUGCAUGGGGUGUUACAGGAUCACCACCAUCUUCAGCCACGCCCAGACAGUGGUGCCCUGCGCAGGCUGCUCUAUAAUCCUCUGUAGGCCACGAGGGGGAAAGUGCAGACUGACAGCAGGCUGUGCCUUCAGAAAGAAAAACACAUGAACAGUAAUGUGCCAGAACGCAGCAGAAGAGACCACAGAGUGAAUCCUCAACAAAUAGAGAAAUCACCUCUAUUUAUCUAAAUGUAGAGUGAAAUUUCAACCCCAUGUGGGGCUUAAUGAGACGGAGAAUGAGAAAGAAUCAUAUGCAUGCAUGUACAUUCCCAAACUUGACAUAAUGAAGCACUUACUGUCAUUACUUAUAUUGCACGAGUGAAAUGCAACAAUCAGAAUGCACAAAAAGUCAGACAAGUCAUGAUUUCUGUAAAACAUUUUAAUAGGUUGACAUGGAGGGGGGUGGUGAAUGAAGUAUUUCAUAACAGUCUCAAUCAGAUGUGAGGCACCCUCAGUGGCUCUGACAUGAGAUGAAACCACGAUGACCAUCAAACAAAAAAUAAAAACAUUUCAUGAAUGAA
Archocentrus centrarchus (flier cichlid) is the source of this 839-nucleotide messenger RNA. Its product is annotated as 40S ribosomal protein S27-like. Gene Ontology annotation, cellular component: ribosome. Gene Ontology annotation, molecular function: structural constituent of ribosome. Lineage: Eukaryota; Metazoa; Chordata; Actinopteri; Cichliformes; Cichlidae. Gene Ontology annotation, biological process: translation. The record is from RefSeq and is a predicted model, not a curated record. The transcript has 4 exons. The coding region runs from base 173 to 427 and encodes 84 amino acids.